AUGAGCGAGGACUCUUUAAUGGACAUCUCAUCCGAGAUGGAAAGGCUAGAUGCCGACUGUAUAAUCUUCUACGGGUCUGAAACGGGCACCGCCGAGAGUUACGCGACUCGGCUGGCCGCGGAUGGUCGAGGGCGAUUCGGCCUUGAAACAGUCGUCGCCAAUCCCGCCGACUACAACUUUGACACACUCGACAAGGUCGCCAGUGAUAAAACCGUCGUAUUUGUCCUGGCGACAACUGGCGAUGGCGAGCCGACAGAAAACGCCGCAAACCUCUUCGCCAGCGUUGCAGGAGAGGCACCAGCCCUCCUCAGGCUGGGAAGCUCGCCGCUCCAGUCUCUCCAAUUCAUGAUAUUUGGCCUCGGCUACAGCACCCACGACCAUUACAACGCCAUGGCCCGAAGCAUCAACCACGCUCUUGUCCAUCUCGGCGCAACACGCAUAGGCGAGCUAGGCGAGGGCAACGACGGCGAGGGGACCCUGGAAGAAGAUUUCCUCGCGUGGAAAGAAAAAGCAUGGACUGCUCUCGAACACGUCAGGGUCCUACGCCGUAACGACCCCGAACACGUAUAUGCUUUGGACGUAGUCGAGCAGCCGUGCCCCAGCAAGGACUCGACUAUAGUCUACGCCGGCGAGCACAAUGAGCAGCAGUUGAAGGGGUCUACAAGCGGUCCGUUUGACAGCCAAAACCCCUUCAUUGCCCAAGUAUCAGAGAUCCGAGAGCUGUUCCAGUCCCCGGAACGAAACUGCCUGCAUUUGAACAUCGACCUCGCCGGCAGCGACCUCUCCUACCACACGGGCGACCACGCCGCCAUAUGA
Molecule: messenger RNA, 816 nt
Organism: Metarhizium brunneum ARSEF 3297
Lineage: Eukaryota; Fungi; Ascomycota; Sordariomycetes; Hypocreales; Clavicipitaceae
Product: NADPH--cytochrome P450 reductase
Cellular component (GO): cytosol
Molecular function (GO): FMN binding; flavin adenine dinucleotide binding; NADPH-hemoprotein reductase activity
Source: RefSeq, a predicted model, not a curated record